CUUUUGCUCGAUUCCAGACUUCAAGCGUCAAGGCUCAACAGGAUCAUUGACUUGCAUCCUAGUGAUUGACCGCUCACUUGUCUGCUCAAAUUGUCCAACAUGGACUUUGUACAGGGUUUGUUCGGUGGCAAGCCCCCGCAGGCGCCACUCGCCGCCGAAGACUCUGACUUUGCAGACUUUGCCGCAGCACCUGCCCCAGUUCCCUCAUCCAUUCCAGCCUCCCCCGCGGAUGCGCAGGCCGCCGCACCCACAGCAGGUUUGGGCACUCGUGGAGUCUACACCAAAUGGUACCGGGUAUGGGAACGCACACAGCCGUCCGACUUCUACAUGGAGGCCAUUAUGAUCCCCAUCCUCCUGGUCGCUCUCCUUGUCCAUCUGUGGGGCACUACCAAGAACCGCAAAAAGGCCACCAAGUGGGUUGCUGUCCAUGCUCCUCUGUUGGAGCGUGAAUUCGCCUUGGUCGGCUACGGCCACACAGCAAAGGUGACUCCCUACGCCGAGGGAGUUCAAGGCGACAGCUUCCUGGAGGCCAGUGCCAAGCUGACUGGCGACAAUGUGUCAGAGGACUUGUACAAGAAAAAGGCGGCUUGGGAGUAUGAGAUGUAUGCCACAGGCCGCUUGAACGUGGCAUUUCUCGACGCCAAGAUACUGCUCAAGAGGAGGAUGAAUCCCCCAAUGUUGAUUGCCGAACAGAUCACGGGCGCUUUCUUCGAGUCUCUCAAACCCAAGGGCGAGAGAGUGGAGAUUGUCAUGUAUACCUUUGAUGGCAAGGAAAAGGAAUUUGUCCCUCCCGCUGUGCCUGGAUCUGAAGAAACUGGCAAGCUCAAAUCGGUUGGAAACUCGGUCUAUGAUCCAUUUGUGUUUGGCAUCGUCAAUAAACUGAGCAUGCGACGUUUGAGGGACGAACGAUACGAUCUGUCGUUGACGUUUACAAAAGACCACCCCAAGCUACCCGACUGGGCGACGGUCAUGAGCGAAAGUGCCGAAGUGACGGAGAAUUUCCUGACCCCCGAUCUGGUGUCUGCGGUCACCAAGGCCGGAGAUCUUUUGGAAUACCUCAUCAUCAGCGAUCAACCAGCUGACAAGCCGACAACGCUCAGUGAGACCACGCCCAAGAAGCGCCUCCAACUUGGGUUGAAGCUCCCUUCCAACGGAGACUAUCUACCUACACUGCCCAUCUUCCAAGCAUUCCUCCGCCUGCCCGACUUUGUUGUGGGCAUGGGCCGACUACGACCCGAGGUCUUGAAAAAGAUCAAUGCGACGCGCGAGAACGAAAAGGCCAAGCUGAAGAAGGUCAGCGAUAGGGAGGCCGAGGAGGAACGACAGAGACAAUUGGAGAAGAUGAAGAAGGAUGAGAGAGAUCGCAAGAUGAAAGGGAUGAGCGCGGAGGAACAACGCAAGUUCUUGGAUCGCGAGAACGAGAAGCAGCGGAAGAAGCAGGAGAAGAAGAUGACUCGGAGAGGUUGAUCUGCUGAUGGGGAGAGCAUCCACUUGUGGAAAACAAGGUCGGUGGAAUGGUGAGCGUGAAUGCAACCAAAAGUAAAUAAUCGUCAGGUGUAAAGAUGCCACGACUAGCCGCCAGACAAGAACCAACAAGCUGCCAGGCCAGAAGUGCACACAGAUUGAUUGAAAUAUGGGUGGAUUUAUUUACAUUAUAAUCCUUAACCAGGACAUUGUGACUUGUGUGAUAUACA
This is a messenger RNA of Exophiala mesophila, 1694 nucleotides long. RefSeq lists its product as uncharacterized. The transcript has 2 exons. Gene Ontology annotation, biological process: endoplasmic reticulum calcium ion homeostasis. Bases 100 to 1467 code for a protein of 455 amino acids. Gene Ontology annotation, cellular component: endoplasmic reticulum. Gene Ontology annotation, molecular function: calcium ion binding. Lineage: Eukaryota; Fungi; Ascomycota; Eurotiomycetes; Chaetothyriales; Herpotrichiellaceae. The record is from RefSeq and is a predicted model, not a curated record.